CGUGUCCCGGUUGUUGUAGUUCCUGUGGAGUAAACUGUCAUUCCGAGGACUGCAUUAGUUAGCUAGAAAUACUCUGUUGAUAAUCCAUCUGUUAGUCUACUCCCUAACCAAUGCGCGUCCUCUUCCUAUCGAGCUGGUGGCACAGUUCGAGACAUUGGACUAACAUUACCUGAGUGUUAGGUGCACUGUUCUAGCUAGCUAGUUCAUGAAUUUAGCGUUAUUAACCAACAGUUAGCAAGCAACAGAGAACAAACCAACUUGGCAGUAACGUUAGGUAGCUAUAAAAUAUUUCCUUAGCACAUUGUCUAUGAGCUAGAUAGCUUUCAGCAGUAACGUUAGCUACUUCUACACUGCAAAUCCCAAGCACAGAAGGCAUCCUCACCCACUGAGCACCGAGCGACACCGAACCUCCAUGGAAGUUGAAAAGUAGCUGAAAUUUGCCCUUGGAUGGAGGCCCACAGCUCAAGCCGGUCAAGCCUGUCCAGGAAGAGGAGGAGAGAUGGAUCCAAGGGAGAAUCCGAGGAGGUAGAGCGGCCAGGGAAAGUCCCAAAAUCCACCGUGGGUUUAAAAGAUCCCGCCUCCUUUGCUGAUGAGCUGGAGUCGGCUGAGGACACUCCAUACCUGCGAGUCAGCAUGGAGGAGGCCAAGAGGGGAACUCCAUUUCAUAGGCCAGUGCGGGUCUAUGCAGAUGGCAUCUUUGAUGUGUUCCACUCAGGCCACGCCCGGGCACUCAUGCAGGCCAAGGGCCUCUUCCCCAACACGUACCUCAUUGUGGGCGUGUGUAGUGACGACCUGACGCACAAGUUCAAGGGGUUCACAGUGAUGAACGAGGAUGAGCGCUACGAUGCAGUCAGCCACUGCCGCUACGUGGACGAAGUCGUCAGGAACGCGCCCUGGACGCUAACGCCCGAAUUCCUCGCCAAGCACCGAAUCGACUUUGUUGCCCAUGACGACAUCCCAUAUACAUCAGCAGGCCAGGAUGACGUUUACAAGCACAUCAAGGAGGCGGGCAUGUUUGCGCCCACCCAGCGGACGGAGGGCAUCUCCACCUCGGACAUCAUCACACGCAUCGUCCGCGACUACGACGUGUACGUGAGACGCAACCUGCAACGCGGCUACACUGCAAAAGAGCUCAACGUCAGCUUCAUAAAUGAGAAGAAGUACCACCUGCAGGAGCGUGUGGACAAGGUGAAGAGGAAGGUGCGUGACGUGGAGGAGAAGAGUAAAGAGUUUGUGCAGAAGGUGGAGAACAAGAGCAUCGACCUCAUCCAGAGGUGGGAGGAGAAGUCCCGGGAGUUUAUCGGCAACUUCCUGCAGAUGUUCGGCCCCGAGGGAGCACUGAAGCACAUGUUGAAGGAGGGCAGGGGCCGGAUGCUGCAGGCCAUCAGCCCAAGACAGAGUCCCAGCAGCAGUCCCACCCGUGAGCGCUCUCCCUCCCCCGUCUUCCGCAUGCCCUUCUUAAACAAGGCCUUGGCCUCACCCCACCACAGUGCUGCACGGGGAUAUACCGUCAGUGAGGAUGAUGACGAGUCCUACGAAGGUUAGGGCUCCCAUUUCUCACGUUUGUUAAUCCUGCUCUUCGGUCCACCGACAGUAUCAGCGUUCAAGCCCCUCCAACCAAUCAUCAGUAUAGCGUUGUCCCUCACUUCAUUUUUUCACUCCUUUUAAAUUGCUGGUGUCCAUUUAAUUUGUACUGUACCACAUCAGUCAGAGGGGGGUUAAUGCAGAAUUAUUUUUUGACAGCCGAUGUUGCAUUUCUCACCGAUAGGAACAUUUUAUAGAUAUUAUUUUGAUGCACGCUUCCUACUCAGGAUGUUAUAACCUUAGUGGGUAGAUUUUUAGUUACCCAUGAGUUUAGUGGGAUAUUCAGUGUUGUCUUCGGUGCACUGUUGCAUUCCUCCACAGAUUAUCUGAAUAUAGUAACCAUCAGUCCCUUGAGGAUUCCCCCUCUGAGUGUUUGUUUGCUUCUGUGAGUGUGUAAACUGCAGGUAUGUGUAGGCAUUUCAAUGUCCUCCAUCCAUGGACUCAGCUUGACCUUUUUGCACAUUAUAAUAAUACUAAUAGUUGGUCUCACUCGAGGUCAGUCGUUGGACAGAGGUUUUCAAAGCAUAGUGUCCAGCAUUUAACUAAAGAACUGGAUCUUGUUCAGUAGGGCUCAAGAUAACUUGUUUUCAGGAGGUUCUAGCUGAACCCAAACACUUGUGUGCAAUAACGAGACCUCGUUUUAAAAAUGACUACAUACGUAAUACAAUUUUAUCCGUUACAUAUCUCCCUCCUGUAGUUGGGAUCCCUUGAUUUUGGCUGUUGACCCAACCCUUGCUAGUCUUUGUGGCAGCAAAGCAGGUAGUUUUAUUUCCUAUAUAAUUAUUUUAAGCAUAUUAUUGUAACCAUGUUGGAUUGUCUAUACAGUAUAAGGGAUUAUAUAAUCCAUUAAAAUACUGCUUCUCAUUAGGGCAUGUCUAUAUAUAUAUCUCUCUUGGUAGCAAGAGUUUUCUGAAGCCAGUACUAACCUUUAACAUCUGUCAGAUACAAAAUGUACCUGGCUUUAAGUACAUUGUUUUAAACAUUUGAUUGUUUGGGUUGAGUUUGUUUAGCUCCUGAAUGUGCAGGCAUGAGAUCCCAGGGAACAUGUCAAUGGAAUAAAAAAAUAAAAAACUUUCAACCAUAA
Oncorhynchus gorbuscha (pink salmon) is the source of this 2668-nucleotide messenger RNA. RefSeq names its product choline-phosphate cytidylyltransferase A-like. Gene Ontology annotation, molecular function: phosphatidylcholine binding; choline-phosphate cytidylyltransferase activity. Gene Ontology annotation, biological process: CDP-choline pathway. The transcript is spliced from 10 exons. NCBI's taxonomy places the organism in Eukaryota, Metazoa, Chordata, Actinopteri, Salmoniformes, Salmonidae. Gene Ontology annotation, cellular component: endoplasmic reticulum. The record is from RefSeq and is a predicted model, not a curated record. Bases 448 to 1545 code for a protein of 365 amino acids.